AUGGAGACUUCAGGAAAGGUGACAGAGGAUGACAUAUUUCAUUUCGAUUUCGUGAGCACCUUACAGCGUAUAUCUGAUGAGCUGACAGAGAAAAAAACGAGGCUCUUGAAGUUGUAUUGUAGCCACUUGAUUCCAAAAGGCGUUGCAGAAGGACUUCCUGACGCGAUUGACGUUUUUCAAAAACUAAUAGAACUGGACAAAAUAGAUCCCUAUAACUUGGAAUUUCUUGAAGAGAUCUUGCGCAGAAUAGGGCGAGCAGACCUGGUUAGGGACGUUGUGAGGCCGUUCCAAUCGUCUGAGCGAGAGAUUCCGGAGAAUCCCGAACUACAACCGGGAACAAGUACGGAUGGUGCAAGUGCUGAUGGCGCAACAUCGGACCUCCGCGUCGUCCUUAACGGCCCAACAGGCAUGACAAACGAAACCGUAAAUCAUCAUAAAUACAAUCUAAGAUCACUGACCGGCGCUGGAGGGUCACAGGUCAAGUUCAGGGGUUACAAGAAACACGAGAGCAUCCUGAUGCACUACACCAUACCGCGGGAGAGCACAGUGGUACUGAGGCUCAUGGCGGAUAACUCCGACCCUAGACUUGUGUUCAUGGGCGUCAAGUCACUGCAGAUUGACGCUGAAGCACCAAUCGAAGUCACUCGGGCGGAGCUUUUCAACGAUAUCAAGAGACAGCGUACCGUCGAUGACAUGGAGGUAGGAUGCAUUCCCCGCAUCAAGCAGCAGAGGGCGCCAAGGAACCGGACCCGCCUGUCCGCUCUGAACCUGUUCUCAGACACCCUGCCCCUCCAUUUGCAGAUAGCAGAGAGUCUGGAGUACCCGAGUAUCCAAAACCUCAGGAAGGCAAACGUGGGUUUCAAAACAGAGGUAGCUAAAGAGUCACGCGAGGGCACAACAAGGGGAGAAGGGGACGCUGUUGCAAAAGGAAAAGAAGAGACCACUGCAAUAACAGGCUCGGACAGAGCGGGAGAUGAAAAAGAGAAACUACAAACCGAGCACAAGCAAUCCACAGUAGCAGGGGCAGAGGGAGCAACGCGUCAUGCUACUGCAGCCUCUUUUCAAGGUGGGAUCACUUACGGUGGGAAGGGAUCAGAGCCCGGUAAAUUCAAGGAACCUCGAGGUAUUGUGGUGUCGUGUAGUAACGAGAUAUUUGUAGCUGAUCGAGGAAACAAGCGAGUCCAAGUCCACAACACAGAGGGGGUGUACCUCCGCCACUUCCCAACAGUCCUAUUGGGUACAAAGAAUAAUUUGAUAUCACCAUCGGAUGUGGCUAUGAACGGUAAAGGCGCACUAGUAGUAGUGGGAAAAGAUGAUCACGAGUCAACUGAACUUAUCGCACAGUACAGCACGGACGGGACCGCCUUGGCACAGUUUGAGCUUCAGAAGAGUAAGCGAUUCCCGCGUAGGGUUGCGGUGGACCUUCGCAAUAACCACAUCCUGGUGACUGACAACGAAGGUGGUGAAGUUCAGGUGUUUUGUCCGGACGGCUCUCCGCUGCGGAGAUUCGGACAUCCACAAGGUGAGAUGACAAGCCCACGGUACAUCACUGUGGACGGGGAAGGAAACAUCCUCGUGACGGACUGGGACACUCAUUCUGUCUACAUGUAUGACGAGUCCGGGAACUUCCUGCUGAAAUUUGGAGGUGAGGGAAGAGGUGAAGGUCAACUUAUGUAUCCUAGCGGCAUCUGUACAGACAGCAUCGGCCGCAUCAUCGUGGCGGACUCUGGGAACGGGAGGGUACAGAUGUUCACACGUCACGGCGAGUAUGUCCGGACCAUUAAGACUGGGAGCAGGAUAAUAUCGCUAGGAGGUAUUGCGGUGGGACCAGAAAGGCAGCUGGUACUGGCUGACUUGACUAGCCAUUCAUUGACUGUCUUUCAAAAUUAUCUGUGA
This is a messenger RNA of Branchiostoma belcheri (Belcher's lancelet), 1896 nucleotides long. RefSeq lists its product as uncharacterized. The coding region runs from base 1 to 1896 and encodes 631 amino acids. The transcript has 3 exons. Lineage: Eukaryota; Metazoa; Chordata; Leptocardii; Amphioxiformes; Branchiostomatidae. Gene Ontology annotation, biological process: proteasome-mediated ubiquitin-dependent protein catabolic process; protein polyubiquitination; regulation of apoptotic process. Gene Ontology annotation, molecular function: protein binding; ubiquitin protein ligase activity; translation repressor activity. The record is from RefSeq and is a predicted model, not a curated record.